Messenger RNA from Humulus lupulus (European hop), 2054 nucleotides. RefSeq lists its product as uncharacterized. The record is from RefSeq and is a predicted model, not a curated record. The coding region runs from base 295 to 570 and encodes 91 amino acids. Lineage: Eukaryota; Viridiplantae; Streptophyta; Magnoliopsida; Rosales; Cannabaceae. The transcript is spliced from 4 exons.
ACUAAAUCCCUAGUCCCCUUCUCUCUCCUCUUUCUUCCCAGUCGAUACCACUCUUUCUUUUCCUCUCUCGCAUUUCAGUCGGCCAGACCAGAUGAGCCAUCUCCGGCCACCACCCAAUGACACGCACCCCACCACGAGCUUCCUUGGCCCCCGAAACCGCCAACCCGUGAAGCUCGCCUCCCCACUCGCCGGCCUCCGUCGCGAUUGGCUCCCCGAAGUUCCGUCGCCGCUGUGAGUUUGGAGGAUUGUUCUGGCCUCCACCGUGGACGAUGAAGGCUCCUGCUGGCGACGACGAUGGGGAAGGCGACGGCGAAGGCUCCUGAGCUGGUGAAGUUCUCAGGCGUGGGUGGUGCUGCCAUUCUCUUCAAGAUGUGUCCUGCUUCCAAGGAUUGUUCUUUUGUCCAGAAGCAUGUUCUUUGUUGCUUCAUAACUUUUGCAUAUAUCAUAUUAGUCCUCCCGGCCAUGAGUUGGGAGCUGAAACAAUUAGUUUUGAUGAUCCUUUGCUUUCUGCUGAUGACUUGGUGGAUCAGAUCGCCGAUGUUCUUAAUUAUUUUGGACUUGGAGCUGUGAUGUGUAUGGGUAUUUGUUUAUCUUUUCCUUUCUUUUUGUUUUGGUUUUGUCAGUGUAUUCUUAUUCUGAAAAAAAAAUUCCUAAUUUUUGAUGUUUUAGUGUAACAGAAGCUUGUUAGAGUUGGACCAAAAUUGGAUAUUAUUUAUAGAAUUUUUUUUAAUGGGUUUAUUUUCAUUUUUGACUGACACCCUUUUAACCUUGACAACUUUUGAGCCUUACUAUAUAACAAAAUAAGGUCUUCAUUAUUCGUUUUGAUUGAAGCUUUCUUCUGCAAGGUUUUUCUUUUCAACCAUGUUUUUAUUAAAUAUCAAAUGUUUGAUAUUAGUAAGAAAAAGAAAGAAAGAAAGAAAGAAAAAAUAACACACUAACACAACUGUUGGUAGCAUUCGAAGAGCUAAAGAUGGCAUCUCAUCUUCUCUCGUUGUCCCUAUCGUAAAGCUUGGUUUUGCUGUCUGAAUUUACAUCACUAUUUUAAUUUUAUGAUAAUAUGUCAUCAAACUUUUUAAUAUUGAUUUAUUUUAUUUUUAAAUUUUGAGUUUAUACAAACAUCUCUUUUUAUACCUAGUCAGGAUUUCAAAAAGAAAAUGAUACCCUCAAUUGUUUAAAUUGUUUCUUCUUACUUUUUUCUUUCUUUCUACUCUCGCUCACAUCCCUUCAAAAAGACUAGUAACAAAAUUUUAGAUAAAAUAUGAGUUUAUUGUUAAUUAAAAUUGACUUGAUAGUAUUAUAUGGCUCUAUUUGUGAUUAUCAAACAUGGAAAGUCCAAAUCUAAUAUUAAAACAAAUUAGAAAGAUUCAAAAUAUUAUUUUUUAAAUGUAGACGCAAUAAAUCCCAUAAUAUUAUAUACAUUCAUUCACAUCCAAGUAAAGAAAUGAAAAUGAUGAUAAUAAUUGGUUCACCUAGCUAGUCUCUACCACUACAUUAAGUUCUAACAGUAUUGAAGAAGUAUUAUGCUCAUCUUCAAGGUUACCUGUUCAAACCUUUUUUCUUCUCUUCAUAGGUACUCGUAUGUGCAAUCAAGAAAGUGAUUUCACGAGCUUCCCAAAACGUAAAAACCAUAAAAAGAUAUAAAUUCAUUUACUAGUUGUAUAGAUAGUUUCUCUUAGUAAAUAUUUCUUAAAGAAAUGAUGUUAUUAGAAUAAAUAUUCUCACAAAAGUAUUAUUAUUGUAGUAGUGUAUAGUGAAUGAGUUUUAUUUGAGAAUAUAUGUUAGAAAUCUUAUUAUUUGCUUGAUAUUGCAAAGAACAAAAUGUAUACAAUUUCAUGGGUAGAUAUGAUUUUUUAUAAUAUGAUUUAGUGGCCUAUUUAGUAAGUUUUCUAGCAUGUGGAUUUUCAUGGACUGCUGCAUCACAUUUUUUCCUUUGUUAUUUCCUAUAAUCUUAACAUUUGACCGUCUAAUUAACAAUUAAGUUGAUUAUAGAAUUUUAAAUAACAUGGCUUAGGGUAAUAACAUGAUAUGGAACAUACAUCUAACUUUUUUAUUUU